AUGACUCUCUCCCAGCUGGUGGACGCACUUUCGAUCGCUCCUGCUAGAGCGGCUCAUGUGGGCCGUAUCAUGCGUUUGUUGGUCCACUCGGGCUUCUUUGCCUUACAAAAAAUCAACGGUGAUCAAGGAGGAGAUGAAGAAGGAUAUGUGCUGGCACCACCUUCUAGGCUCCUGUUGAAGGACACUGCGACAUGCAUGUCGCCGUUUUUGCUGGUGGUGCUAGAUCCAGUUGUAGUAAUGCCGUGGCAUUUCUUGAGCACUUGGCUCGUAGGGGAUGAUCCAACAACAGCCUUCAAGACCGCACACGGUAUGGACAUGUGGGACCACAUGGCGCAGAGCCCUAGGCAUCAUAACUUAUUUAAUGAUGCCAUGGCUAGCGAUGCUCAGGUAGCCAUGAGCAUAGUUGUUAAAGAGUGCGGUCUGGUCUUCCAAGGGUUGCGAUCAUUGGUCGAUGUCGGAGGCUGCACAGGAACUGCCACCAGAGCUAUCGCCAAUGCGUUCCCACACGUGAAGUGCACCGUGUUUGAUCUCCCACACGUGAUUGCGAGCAUGCCAAAGAGUAAGAACGUAGAUAUGGUUGGAGGGGAUAUGUUUGAGCCCAUUCCUUGUGCGGAUGCAGUUUUCCUCAAGGUAUACUUGUUUUACUUGCAGUUUACUAUUCCGAAGUAG
Messenger RNA from Magnolia sinica, 669 nucleotides. RefSeq names its product probable O-methyltransferase 3. Gene Ontology annotation, molecular function: O-methyltransferase activity; S-adenosylmethionine-dependent methyltransferase activity. NCBI's taxonomy places the organism in Eukaryota, Viridiplantae, Streptophyta, Magnoliopsida, Magnoliales, Magnoliaceae. Bases 1 to 669 code for a protein of 222 amino acids. Gene Ontology annotation, biological process: methylation. The record is from RefSeq and is a predicted model, not a curated record. The transcript has a single exon.